CAGACCGACACAGGAUGCUGCUACUGCCGCUGCUGGACUCGGCAACAGUGACACUAACUUGAUAAUGAGUCAGAGUUGAAAGCUGUUUUCAUUUUAUUUACUUUUUAUUUUUUUAACGCGACGAAUUUUGUUCGCUUAUUUGCUUCUAAGCGCAUCGCCGUGUUCCUUCUGCUCCAGUUUGAAGGUGCUGCGUCAAUGAGGCUGAGCAGGAGGACAGUGCCUUUGUAUGGCCAGGCCAAGGUGUUUGCCCUGCUGGAGGGUUUGGAUCCCGUGCCACCAGAUUCAGAGGUCUACAUCGUUUUGGAAGGAUCCACAUUAGUCCAUGUCACAAGGGCUCACAAUGAUAUCAUGCUCUGCUUCAUAGUACCUGGACAUAACCUGGUGGAGAUGGUGUCUGUCCAGGCUUAUCUGUGCUCUGAAACCUCACAUCUCAACUGGGUGGGAGGAACUUCUCUGGAGUAUGUCCAAGAUGAUGCUCAGGACCUGGCGGAACACCUCGUCACCCACGGCCAUUGCCUAACCUCCACGGAUCACAAGGAGCUCAGAAGUCUUUUCUGUUACGGUCAGAAGAGCUCUCGCUCGGCUUUCGAUCAUCAUGUAGCUCUGGCCAUGGCCAACCUGGAUAUCCCCCGAAACUGGAAUGUUCUUGGGAGCUAUGGUAGAGCGGAGCACAGUCACAGGGAGUCCCUCCUCCACCUGGCCGUCAGGUGGGGUCUGUAUCGAGUUGCGGAGCUAUUGCUUUGCCAGCCAGGAGGAUUGAUGGCUGUUAGUCAGCGCAACGAAGAGGGUAUCUCACCGCUGCAGUUGGCACAGGCGGCAGGCAACAUUGAGAUGCUGGAGCUGCUCACACACCCACCCAACCCUCUGUCCACACCUCCAGCAGGUCUGACCCAGGUGUGGGCAGACCGGACCCGCUUGCUGAGGUUCUGCCACGACACAAAGAACAUGACCCUGAGCGUACGACAGAACCUGAGGUGGAGCUCAGAAGAAAGUCGGCACGCUGACAUCCUCCUUCUCAGAGAGCGUCUCAGGGACGAGGGCCUUCUCAAUGUGAUCAAAGCUCUGAAGAGGGAACGAUGGGAGACUGUUGUGGGAAAGGAAGAACCGGUGGACAAUCCUUCAGAGAACGCACUGUAUGCAGACAGGAACGGUGGAACCCAUGUUGCAGAAGAACAUGACGCAGAGGAACCGCUGAUGUUCGGUCUUAACGAGAAGACCGCAGAGGACGAUCAGUUACAGUCGGACUCUGAGAAGAACCAGUCCAGGAAGGAGAGCCAGGCCUCAUCCCCAACCUUGGCGGCUGCUGCCAGACUGUCAGCCAUGAUACACGGCAAAGACAGAGUAUACGCUAAUGCUAUGGUAGUGGACCAGGUGGAAGAUGCUGACAUCAGAUACCGCUCUCCAGGGGAGGAUGAGGUCAGUCCUGGGCCCCACGGUGACAGCCACUGCUGGGACUCUGUCUCCAGGACUCCCCCCGACUCAGGAAACUGUUCCCAGAACCAGCAACCAUCCUCACCCUGUAUUGAUGAAAGGGGAUUCCAAAGCAGCAGCCUGGAGGAUCACAGGGAGGCAUCCCCUCGUAUGUCUCCCACCUCCCCCUUUACUGCUUCCCCAUCUUUUCCCUCCUCCCCCCUGGCUUCCGCCCUACGUUUGUUUGAAGGAGUGCAACGGCGUCAGAGACAUCCCUUCCUGCCGACGUCUCCUACUCUAAAGCACCAAGGAUGCAGUUUGGCUGAGACCAGAUGUGGCCUGAGUCCAAGUGUGGAGUGUGACAGUGAGGAGGAGGACAUACUGGGACAUUCCUACCCCUGCUCGUCUCUGAAGCAGCAGGCCUUCCUGCGGUCCAGCUCAGGGGAGGAGAGAGACUCCUUUGACGCAUUGCCAGACUUGAACUGCCCACAGUCCAGCAGCACACAGACCUGCACCAAGAACCCAGAGGAGGCCGAGGUUCGUCUACGCUCCUACUCCUACUCCUCCCCCAAAGCCAAGCCGUCACGGCCGCUGCUAAACCGAGAGGCGACUAUCGUUGACCAAGCAGAAGAGCAGAGAGCGUUCACCCUGACAGAGACACCAAGGGAGAAAAGGGUUUUGGGUUUCCGUAAACGGGCCCAGUCAGCAGAGGAGGAAAGCAGCUCAUCGCUCCAACACCUCACCCUCUCAGAGUUCCUCAAAGAGAUCGAGGACGAAGAAUGGGAUAAAUACCUAAUCCCAUCCAAGGCCGAGUCGGAGAAGUACAAGGUCAGCCGCACCUUCAGCUUCCUGAAGAGCAGAAUGUCCAGCAACCGCAACAAGACCAAGGUGAAGUUCAAAGAGGUCAAGGAGGGAAAGGAGAAAUCGGGAACAUUUAGUGGACACCAGUUCACUCCCGUGUCUCCAUCUGGCGCUACGCUCUGUGUAGCCUGCGAUAAGUCUGUUUCUGGGAAGGAGCUGCUGCAGUGCUCCAACUGUUUUCUGCACGUGCAUAAAAGCUGCAGAGAAGCCGUUGCUGCCUGUGUAAAGAAGCCGCAGGAGAGGAAUGCGGUGCUGGUAAAAAGCAAGACCCUGUCCCUCCCACAGAACUCCGUCAAAGAGAACUCUGCAGCCUCCAUUUUUCUGUCCUCCUCGUCAUCCUUCUGCGCCUCCUCCUCCGCUUCACUGCCCACCAUGGCCAGAGAGAAGAGAGACACAGUCGCUCCCUUCACAAAAAGCCUCACCAUCUCUAUCGACAGCAGACGUCUGAGUGACUCGGUAGGUCUGGAGCUCGGAGAGUGCUCUGCACCUGCGUGUACCGACGGCUCACUGAGUGAUGAGGGAACGCCGGUCACCACAACUCCCCCCAGUGCUGAGCCACCGGUCACUCCUCAAGAUUCUGUUGAGACUCCUCUGCUGAGUGACCUGUCAGCUGAACUGAUGGGGCUGGAUGCAGAGUCAUGGAGUGUGGCGGUCAGUCCAGAGUUCUGUAAACAGUACGACAGACACACAGUGAAACGACAAGAUGUCAUCUAUGAGCUGAUGCAGACGGAGUUGCACCACAUCCAAACUCUGACCGUCAUGUCAGAGGUCUUCAGGAGAGGCAUGUUGGAGGAGCUGCAGUUGGAUAUGGACUCCGUAGACCGGAUCUUCCCCUGCCUCGACCCCCUGCUCAGGAUCCACUUUGGCGCGCUUCAGGCAUGCCGACAGGAUGCAGCCCAACCUGACAACCCCAGAGAUUAUCUAAUCCAUCAGAUUGGAGACACUCUCCUUCAACAGUUCUCCGAUGAAAAUGCUGAGAAGAUGAAGCAGGUUUACGGAGAGUUCUGCAGUCACCACACAGAAGCUGUCAACGUCUUCAAAGAGCUGCAGCAACAAAACAAGAAACUUCAAAACUUUGUCAGACAACAGAGCAACAACUCUUUGGUCCGUCGACGAGGUGUGCCGGAAUUUAUCCUACUGGUCACUCAGCGCAUUACCAAGUACCCAGUACUGCUGGAGAGGAUAUUACACUACACACAGGAGGGAAGUCAGGACCACGCUGACCUGUCAAAGGCCUUGGGUCAGAUCCGUGACAUCAUCUCUACGGUGGACCUGAGUGUGAGUAAAUAUGUGAAGUGUCAGGAGCUGCAGGAGGUGCUGGCCCGGCUGGAGAACAAGAGUUUUGCUAAGCUGAAGAAUGGCAAAGUGUUCCGGAAACAGGACCUGCACAGCCCGCAGAGGGUCAUGGAGCACAAAGGGCUCGUCUACUGGAAGACGGCCACAGGGCGUCUAAAAGACACUUUGGCCCUCCUGCUCACAGACGUACUGGUUUUCCUACAAGAGAAAGACCAGCGCUUCAUAUUUGCUGCAGUGGACCAAAAGCCUCCCGUCAUCCCUCUGCAGAAGCUCAUUGUCCGAGAAGUGGCCAACGAGGAGAGAGGGAUGUUCCUUAUUUCCGCCUCAUCAGUGGGACCAGAGAUGUAUGAAGUCCACACCAACACCAAAGAGGAGAGGAAUGCAUGGAUGAAACACAUUCGACAAGCAGUCGAGAGUUGUCCUGAGGAGGAGGAGGAGGAGGAUCGAGGUGUGGAGUCAGAGGAGGUCAGGAGAGCAGCAGAAGCGAGAGUGCAGAAGAUCACCAAAUUCCAAGAGACAUUGUUGGGUCAAGACCAGAGUAUCUGCACCAGCUUGGAGGAGAAGCUACGUUUAUAUGCAGAGCUGACAGAGCUAACCCUGCACUCCCCAGAUGCUGUGCCUCAUCGCCAUCUGCUGGUUAAUCCAGAUACUGACAGUGAGAUCCCUCGACAGGCGUCAUCUCUUCUCUCAGCUGCACUCAGAGAAGCGGAGAACCUGAUCUCUAUUCUUCAGGCUCGUGAAGAGAUCUCUGCACAGAGCCAGAACUCAACAGAAAGAAAGAACAGCGACACCAGUCACGGCAGCAACGUCCAGGAGUCUCCCUCAGAACCAGAUUAUCUGAGCACGGUCAGUAUGAGCUCUACUUCACUUGGAUCAGAGACAGAGUUGACAGCAUUGGACAAUGUUUUGUGGGGCUCUGGUCAGGAGCUGAGAAGAGGAGACACCAAAGGGACACUGAUGAAGGUGGCAGAAAGUGUCCAGAUCCUAACUCAGAUUCUCUAUAGUCUCCAAGCUGCAGUAACACUGCAGGACAGCUGGUAUGAAGUUCAUAAGCCCUCACUGCGAGCACUUGCAUCCCUUCAAAACAGUCCGGAGCAGGACAAGCAGAAGAGCAAUGACAAGAAGAAGGAGGAAGUAGAGAGAAAAAAUUCGGAGAGAAAAAAAGAGGAAGUGGACGAGGUGCAGAAACUUCAUCUGAAGCUGAAACUGGAACAGCAGCGCUGGGACAGAGAGUGUGUGGCCAGAGAGAAGCAUCAGAGUGAGCAGGAGAGUGUGCUGGAGCAUCGGGAACAACAGUGCCUCCUGGAGGCUGAGCGACUACGCUGUGAGCGUGAGGAGCUGGAGGCCCAGUUGCUGGAGUACAAACAAAACCUGGACAGACUGAAGGAGGGCCAGAGGAGUGUUGAGAGGGAGAAAGAGAAGAUCGAAGCCCAACAGAGGCUCCUCCAGACAUGGAGACACACCCGACAGAGCAGUUUGCCGGUGACUAUACCAAUGGAUGGAUACCAGGUGCCCAGCCACAGCCGCUCAGGCAGUCUGGAUGGCUGUUCCUCUGUGUACAACCACGAGGCAGCUUUGCUUGUAGCGCUGCAGCGUAACCACCCGCAGCAGCCGCUGAGCAACAACCAACACCGGAAUCAGCUCUCCACAUCAAUGACGAACCAGGAUGGCUCCAUGCACAGCUCCAGCUACACUGCUAACCUUGACCUCAGUGCAAGUCUUUACAACAGCCUCAACACCCUGCUGAGUCAGGCUCACAGCAAACAGGCUCCAGAUGGUCACAUGAACCCAAAACAUGGCAACAACCACAGCUGCCCUUGGCCUCUGAACGACUCUGUCAACACAUUCAACAGCAGAGUAACAGCACAGCCGCAGAGGACAAACGACACCGAUUUCAGCCCUCCUUUGGAAAAACUUUCCCUGAGUCCGUGGAAGUAUGACCCUCAGCUUGUCACAGGCCACGGAUUUUACGACAACUUCACUUCCACCUCACCCUCUCUUACCCCACUUCUCCUGCCCCAGGCUUACCUCUCCCUUGAAGGACCGAACGGGGAGGAGGGAGGAGAGGAGAAUGUUGUUUACCUUUGAAAAUACACAAGCUGCCUGACACACAGUCAUUGGAGUCUUAUGGUUAUAAAAAGUGAGGCCUCGGGUGUAGACAGAGGUAUGAAUGUAAAUCUAUGGGAAAAUGAGUGGUUAAUAACUUUUUUGUUAAUACAUCAUCUGACAGUUUUUUGAAUUAUGAUCCUCUUUGGAGGAAAAUACACAACAAAGCACGAUAGAUGGAAAGGAGUGGACAAUGUUUUUGAUUGACUGUCUGAGAAGAACUGGUGAUGCCAUUUUAUUGUUGAUCCUACAGGCUGUUUCCAAGUUUGAGUUAGAAGUGGCUCAAUUUCCCCAUUGAUUUCCACUCAUUGGAAGCCAGACAGAAGGUUCUGGUCUACAGCUUCAGAUGUGUUGAUUAUAUCUGAAUAGUUGCAUUUAUUUCUUGUACAUGGUCUAAGAAGUGGACCAAUAUUAAAACUGUUACUUGCUUACUGUGUUCCUGAAUGUGGGCUUUUCUGUAAUCACACUAGGGAACAGUUGUGGAGAACGUACAUGCAGACAUGUACGUUCUAUGUGCCUUUAUUAGCCCUUCAUUGUUUUUAUUCAUGUGCAAAACAAAUUGUGCCUUUGUGCUGAAAGCUCUUUGUAAAUCAGCAUUUGAUCUGUAUGUGCUGUGUUUCAUUUUGUGCUGGACUUGUUCCACGGCAUAAUGACGUUUUCUUUCUACAAACACUGGGACCUAAAGUGUUAGGAAAUCUGGAAAUAUAUUUUUCCCUGAGCACUUAUUAAAAAGAAAAAGAAAAUAUUUGAUGAGCAAAUUGAAAGUGAUGCUUACUUUUUUCUUCAUGUUGUCAUUAAUAAUAUUUAUGUGGGAUUUAAAACAUUUGGAAAAAUAUAUCUGACGUGUCUAAAGUGAUUGUAUAGAUGUUAAAUAUAUGUAUAGUUUUGUGAUAAGGCUACCGACGCACAUAAGGUUGUAAAAGGAAGCUUUCUUUUUUUCUUUUUUUACACAGAAGUGCCAAAACAUCCUGCUCUCUGAUGCUGUAAUUGAUUUGUGUAAAGUAUUUUUAUUCAUUUCUUUCUUUUGGGGGAUAAUUUAUUGAGUGUAAACUGCUUCAUGCACUGUCACUAUUAAUGUUCUUGUCAUUCUUGUCAAUAAAAUAUGAGCUCUCUUAAUCACAAUGGUGAUGCAAUAUUCAUAUUGUGCCCGUAUAUGAAA
This is a messenger RNA of Cynoglossus semilaevis (tongue sole), 6832 nucleotides long. Its product is annotated as rho guanine nucleotide exchange factor 28-like. Gene Ontology annotation, molecular function: guanyl-nucleotide exchange factor activity. Gene Ontology annotation, biological process: regulation of Rho protein signal transduction. The record is from RefSeq and is a predicted model, not a curated record. NCBI's taxonomy places the organism in Eukaryota, Metazoa, Chordata, Actinopteri, Pleuronectiformes, Cynoglossidae.